Messenger RNA from Dissoconium aciculare CBS 342.82, 2156 nucleotides. RefSeq lists its product as uncharacterized. Lineage: Eukaryota; Fungi; Ascomycota; Dothideomycetes; Mycosphaerellales; Dissoconiaceae. Bases 72 to 1808 code for a protein of 578 amino acids. The transcript has a single exon. The record is from RefSeq and is a predicted model, not a curated record.
UUGUUGAGCGGCGCAAAUGAGGCACAGUCUGUGAACGGAAUAAAAGUCACAUCACAUGAGAUUCAUGCCGUAUGACAUGUCGCCUUCAUUUGGAGAGAUUGGGCGCAGAUAUGUCCUCGUCUUCACGAGACCCUCGACGAAUAAAUCCAAACGAUCCACGCAUUAGUAAUAAAAGAACGACCAGUGCUUCACCCCCAAAGGAUGAGGCGACAGGGCGAAAAAUCACAAAAGCUGCAGAUGCGACCUUCAGUCCAAGACUAGGGUCCAGUGCGGACGGAUCAAUCGGAAACCCGGCACCGACACAAGAGCAGAUAUCACGGUUACUUACUGAGUUGGUGGCGCAAAGUGCCGUCCUUGCCUCCUCACAGACAAGUCUUGACCAAGCCGAAGCACAGCUCAAACACGCGAACGAUGAGUACGAAGCGGUGCAGACUGAUAAGUAUAAGAAUUUUGCUGCCAUUAAAGAGCAAGCACAAUUCAAUAAGGAUCGAGCCGAAAACAAGCUUAACAAAGCGCGAGAGGCAGCGUACAAACAGAGAUCCUCGCAUGAUCGUGUUGUGCAAUUACUAGCAGGAUACAUAAGCCAAGGGACCACGCAAACACCAUCAUCAACACAACAUGAUGACCAGAUUGCAGGCUUAACACGUGAUCUUGCCCUUCUCAGCUCUAGGAUACAGAAAAGCGACCUUACCAGAGACACGGAGAGGGGUUUGGAUACUAACAGAGUGGCGGAACUUUACAAAGCUUUGCAUCAAACAAUUGAAAGCGUGAACGAACGAUUUCAUGGGCUAAAUCUUUCCGUGGAAGGCAUAACUAAUCGCUUGAGUCAAGAAGAGGCGGCUCGGACUGCAGCGCAUUCUUCUGAUGCUGCGGCGCUAGCGCAAUUGGAUGCCGCUUGUCACGAGCUGAACCACCAGAUUGAUCAAAUCCGGUCGGACUUAAAAAGAGGCCUCGAAAAGGCGUCGCAAGAAACAACAGCGCGUUCGAAUGAUAGAGAUGCAACAGCCGCUAGGACGAGUGAAGAGGCCGAGGCAAGGUUGCGAUCAGCGAUCGCUGACCUAGAGUCACGACUUCAAAGAUCUGAGGAUGAUCGACCUCUCUUUGCACGACGAGAAGAGCUUGACAGCUUAAACGAUCUGUUGGAAACUACACAAGCAGAAAUUAAAGAACUACGGGCGAUGAGGACGACCGUUGCGCCAGGUUCGGCUAAUAGAGCUUCUGAGCAAUAUGGCGUUGUACAGUUCUCGCCUGUGCCUCCUAUGCCAACAGAACCGAUACGGGUCAAUGGUCAUACACAAGAGAUGGUACCUCACGCUCUCGUGGCGGAAAUCGAUCAAUUGAAGGCUGCAAUGCGCUCACAUCGACAACGGCUUGACAAUUUGACCACGGAUCAUGUAGUACGGCAGAUGGUGGAGCAGCUACAAGUUCUUUAUCCGAAUGCCAAGAGCACGCAAGCCGCAUAUGAGCGGUUUCAACGAGAAGUGAACGAAGCUCGUGGUAUUGCCGCGACGACCAGUAGUGAGGUGAAAUCAUUACGUAACGGAUUGAACGAGCUGCGAAGUCUCGUUGAAGGUCUGACCAAUGCCCGUCAAGAUCAGUUGAACUCCAAUACUAGGAGCUCUCCGGCACAAUUGGCCGAAUUGCGGGCCAUUACCAAUACGGUUGAGGAUCUCAACCGUUCGGUCACCAAGCUGGAGACGAAGUGUGAUGAAUCGUUUACAUUGCUCUAUGAGAACUUCGCCCAUAUGCAGGAUCGCCUAGCACAAGGCGAGACUCUGAUGCGCGAACAUUCCCGCAGCAAGAAUUGAGGCCCAGAGCCCAACACUCCCAGAGUCCAGCAGAAGAGACGCAGAAUAUCAUGAUCCUAGCGGCACCCCUGUCAGGCAACAUUAUGCAUCAUUGCUAAACUUUGGCCGCUUGUGAAUUCCACAAAAGGGCUGACAGAACAUGCGGAGAUCCCGCAUUCCCUACGACGAACACGAACAAUUCAUGGCAUGAUACAGAGUGUUUCUUCUUCCACGCAAACCACCACAACACCGGAUAGGCCGCUCGACAAGACGCCGCGGCCUACAACACCAGCACACAAGCUUAACGCUCAGAACCUCUUCUCUUCGGAACUAUUCUCUACCUCAUCAUGAAGCAUAUACCCCACCCUC